This is a messenger RNA of Peromyscus leucopus (white-footed mouse), 1206 nucleotides long. RefSeq lists its product as uncharacterized. NCBI's taxonomy places the organism in Eukaryota, Metazoa, Chordata, Mammalia, Rodentia, Cricetidae. The transcript is spliced from 6 exons. The coding region runs from base 1 to 747 and encodes 248 amino acids. The record is from RefSeq and is a predicted model, not a curated record.
AUGGAAAGUGUGGAAAUAGACGCAGUAACAAAUGAGCAGGAAGAGGCAGAGGAGGAAAAUGGACAGGGCCUGGAGCGCUUGCAGGCCUCAGUGAACUUGGUGCUGACUUCCUGCCUUGACCCUAGGCCUCACCUCCUUGGAACACUCUGCGUGGGCAACCUCGACUCCUUCUCCUCCAGGGGCGCUGGAGUUCCCGACGGUCGGAAUUGCCGCUCUAGGCUGCAGCACACUUUAGUAUCUGCACUUCCGCCGGCGCCCAUCGUGAAGAGGGGAAGUUCCUGUCGCGUGUGUGUGGUUCUUGUCCGGCUAGUGCCAUCCAUCGAAAUCUACAGGCAUCUUGCAUGCUCUCGGUCUGUCUGCUUCUCUGCCCAGUGCAGGGCGCUCAGGCUGUGCAGCCCUCCUGGAGACCGAUGGAAGCACCUUGGAUCGACAGAUUACACCUUCUGCAGCAGCUGGGGGCCCCUACUCUCUUCAACCCCAUGGUGGGCGUCCCCUGCCCAGGGAGAGGAUGCCUGGGUAAAUGCUGCUGCUCUGGAGCAACGUGAAGCACAGAUGCCUCUCAAUUGCCUUCAGGAAGUGGAGAGGAGAGUCCGUGCCAUGUGGUUUGCUGGCUGGCAGCUUCUGUGUCUGGAAUUCUCUGCUUCCCAGGUGACGGGGCUUGUUGUUUGCAGAAGUAACAGCUUGGCUGCACAACGUCCGGAAGAGGGGUCUCCGUCCUGCCAGGCUGAUGGGCCGUGGCGCUCCUGAGUGAGGAUUGGCCCCUGGCAUCUGGAGCUCCGUCCCACAAGGAUAUUUGCGGUUUCCCCAGUUGCAUUUGGCAGUGUGUGAAGGUGAGAGAGAGGCUGAGUUCAUCAUGUCCACAUUUCCCCUCCUUGGGGCCUUGGAAGUAAGCCUGCUUCUUGCCGAACCCACUUAGGAUCUGUGCCCUCAGUCCCCCUGUCCACACUUUACUUGGUGGGUUGUCAGCAGGAAGGAUCUGGGGGGUCAUCCACUACCCAUAUUUCAGUCACUGCUCUCUGCCUUGGUUUCCUCGUCUGAAAAUGGGGGCUGCCGGUCCCUGUCUCUGACACGAGAGUUCUCUUACCUUCAGCUCCCCUGGCUGGGCAGACUGUGUUUAUAUAAGAAGCGAUGGGAAGGCGGCGGUGGUGGCACACGCCUUUAAUCCCAGCACUCAGGAGUCAGAGGCAGGUGGAUCUCCGUGAGUUC